AUGGAACCUAACAAACGGGCUACUCGAUUUAACAUUUUGAAAGCCCAAGCGCCUUCUCUUGUACAGACUAAAUUUCCCGAGGAUACAGAUGAUGGUGCUCAAAGUUCAUUUAAACGACUAGAACUCCCUGAAGCGCAGCAAAGUCGACCUCGUAAGAUUGUAAAAACACGCUCUGAAAUGAUCACAGAAUCGGGAGCAUUGGGUCCGGUUCUGCAGAAUGGCUCACCAUGGGAUAUCUACAAAGUCAUUUUCACAUGUGAGCUCGCUGGCAAAGUAUCUAUCUGUGAGAACCAUCGCCAAAAUUCCCAAUUGGUAGCUUUGAGGACCACAACAAGGCUAGAGGGGGUAGAACUACUCAAAAAAUAUGUUCGCCUUAAUCAUAUCAACAUACUUUCGGCCAUGGAAUACUUCAAGGAGGAUACGUCGCUUCACUUUGUUGUUGAAGAUCUACCAGUCACUCUAGAGCAUCUAGUUGCUAGCGAUGCCUAUCCCACCGAGGCUCAACUAGCUUCAAUCCUCAAGCAGGUUAAGAUCAUAGACGGUUUGUCCCAUCUGAUUGACCAUGGCUAUCAACAUCCGGGUCUAAAAUGCUCCACAAGUCUAAUCAGUCUCGACGGAGUUGUGAAGAUUGGUAUGACCUUUGAUUUUUGA
Molecule: messenger RNA, 651 nt
Organism: Penicillium longicatenatum
Lineage: Eukaryota; Fungi; Ascomycota; Eurotiomycetes; Eurotiales; Aspergillaceae
Exons: 2
Coding region: 1-651 (216 amino acids)
Source: RefSeq, a predicted model, not a curated record